Amoebophrya sp. A25 is the source of this 395-nucleotide messenger RNA. Lineage: Eukaryota; Dinophyceae; Syndiniales; Amoebophryaceae. The record is from the annotation of a GenBank genome assembly.
CUCGAGCCAAUUGAGGAAGAUCCUCAGAACACAAUCGAAGAAGGCCACGUCCAUGAUGAAGGUGAUGCUGAGGUACUAGAACAACAAACUGAUGCGGCGUUCACACAGAAGAUGCAGAUUUCGGACAAGGACUACCUCUCGCAAUGCAAGAAAGCAGCGUAUAAGGCAAAAAGCGCGCCUCUAAAAUAUCGUAAGGAGAGCACUUUUGCCAUAAACGAUGUGGUGGCCAUGAUGAACCAGUUAGCUACGGACAGGGAGGAGCAAUCGAAGAUGGUCCAGAAGUUGCUUGCUGCCACGUACAACUUUUACGCCUUUUCUUCUCUCGACCUCGACGGCGAGGAUGUGGACAUAGAGGAGGCAUUCGAGGAGAAUAUCAAUCUGCGAUAUUAUUUGGU